UCGUCUAAACGAAAAUAUGACAAGAAUUUGACAGAAUGGCCAGUAAACCAGACAAGAACAAAAAGAAGCAGCGCACUGGGUCAGAAUGGUCAAAGACUGGCAGCUUUAUGAACAAACCAGAUCGAGGCUGGAUCCACCCUGACACACAGCUCCAUGUAGACAGUGGCAUCUGUUAUGGAGUUAGGUAUAUUGGGUGUUUGGAGGUGAAGGAGUCAAUGAGAAGUCUAGAUUUUGACACACGUACAAGUCUUGCCAGAGAAGCCAUCAGCCGAGUUUGUGAGUCAGCUGGGAUGAAACCUUUAUCAAAGAAGAAGAAGGAUAAGAAAUUGACGAAGAUGUUGGGUGAGAGACCAGAGAUGCAGUAUGCUGGGUCCAAUGUGAACCUUACCAUCACAACAGAGGCACUCACACUUAUGAUUAUGGAGUCUGGUGAGAUGAUUGCUAACCACCAAAUGCCUGGAAUAUCUUUUGCAUCAGGAGGAGACUCGGAGACAUUAGACUUUGUUGCCUACGUGGCAAAAGAUGCAGUAAAUGGACGUGCAUGCCAUGUCCUGGAAUGUGGAGGCGGUCUGGCAGAAGAUGUCAUCACGACCAUCGGUCAAGCUUUCGAGCUCCGCUUCAAAGAAUAUCUCAAGAACCAGCCAAAACCAGUCACAGCACCAGACAGAAUGGAGAACCCUAUCAGUGAAGGGGAUGCAUGGGGAGAAGACCAUGAGGGGGAUUAUUAUAAUGACCGACCCGGAGCACGCCCACCCUUGACACAAGCUUCUGAAUAUGCUGUCCCCACCUCCAAUUUACCUGUGAGUGAUGGCAUGUAUUCCUCAGUGAAAGACCCGCCACUGUAUGAUGAAGCCAAGGAACGCUCACUGAUUGACUUCUCUGAUGCAGAGGUUGCGGAAAUCUAUGACAAUAAAGGAAAUGUGAAUGGAGCCUACAAAUUUGAUGCUGAUAAUGUCUAUGAUAACAAAGAGAAUGUCAUCACCCCCGAUAUUAACGGUGCUGCAGAUCCAUUUGAUAUGGAGCCGUUCAGUGCUGGCCUGCCUUCAGGAGAGCAGGACACCUUUCGAAGACAGCCUGAUAUUUCUCCCUCAGAUGUGCCUCCUCCCGCUACCUCCAACAUCGCACCUGUGUUUGAGGACUGGUAUCAUGGUGCACUGCCACGGAAACAGGCUGAAAAACUUCUGCAGAAGGAUGGGGACUUUCUUGUGCGACAGAGUUCUUCAGAUCCCGGCCAAUUUGUGCUUUGUGGUAAACAGGAUGGUUCUAUAAAACAUCUCUUACUGGUGGAUCCAGACGGUGUGGUAAGGACCAAAGACCGCGCCUUCGACAGUGUACCCCACCUUAUCCAGCAUCAUCGCACUCACAACCUGCCAAUUAUAUCACAGGAAAGUGAACUUCACCUUCUUCGUCCAAUCAGCAAUGCCUACACAAACUGCUGAAGGGUCUUCUCUUCAAGUUAAAAUCACUUUUAUUUUGUUUUUGGCUGUCAAGAUCAUGUAUCAACAUUGAAGUAUGGCAGGUAUAUAAUGUAGAGGUGUGUCAAAACAACUCAUAAUUAUACAGUAUGUGUACUUGGCUAACAGAAACUUGCUCAGAUGUUUAUACCACAGAUCAGAUAUAUUUCUGGAACAUUUAGGGAGCGUUUUGACUUGGAAGUCAGGUAGACAGCAAGGUGCCAUCAGACAAAUCAACUACCAUUCAUAUCUUUGAACUUGAUACUAUUUCCUGGGAAACACCAACCACCAUAGGUAAGGAAUGUUAACCUGAGAGACAUGGUUUGAUACACCCUACUUGUCACUGUUUGUGUUUCUGAUGAAACUGAGAAAUGGACCAGUCACUGCUGAUGUGAUUGUGUCCUUCGGCAACAUACUUUUACUUACUUGCUUUAGAUGGCUUUCAGUAAGCUACCUGUUUUUUUUUCCGUGAGAUAGCAUCAUAAUGAUUCUGGUUUUCUACAGGACAAAGUUUUACAACAUUCAAAUUGAAUUCAGAUCAAUGAGAAACUUAAGCAUGUAAAUGAAAUUCCUUUCUAAAUAUUAGAAGUAUGUUUAUGCAUCGGUUGAAUUUUAUACCAAUAAUCACAUUUGGAUGUGUGACUCAAUCAGUUUAAUGAUUCUGAUGUUUCUGAGAAACAUUUGAUAUUCAGUAAUGCCAGUGGCCUCCCAAACAAACAAUAUUUUAUAUU
Molecule: messenger RNA, 2185 nt
Organism: Ylistrum balloti
Lineage: Eukaryota; Metazoa; Mollusca; Bivalvia; Pectinida; Pectinidae
Product: SHC-transforming protein 1-like
Exons: 13
Coding region: 36-1439 (467 amino acids)
Biological process (GO): cell surface receptor protein tyrosine kinase signaling pathway; intracellular signal transduction
Cellular component (GO): plasma membrane
Molecular function (GO): receptor tyrosine kinase binding
Source: RefSeq, a predicted model, not a curated record